UUAUAGAACACUUACCUGAUACAACAUAUCCUGUUGAAUUAUUUAUAGAACACUUACCUGAUACAGCAUAUCCUGUUGAAGUAUUUAUAGAACACUUACCUGAUACAAUGUAUCCUGUUGAAUUAUUUAUAGAACACUUACCUGAUACAGCAUAUUCUGUUGAAUUAUUUAUAGAACACUUACCUGAUACAGCAUAUCCUGUUGAAGUAUUUAUAGAACACUUACCUGAUACAAUGUAUCCUGUUGAAUUAUUUAUAGAACACUUACCUGAUACAGCAUAUUCUGUUGAAUUUUUCCUCUGGCUGAAGACUAUAGUUUAAUGUCCAAAUCCCGAGUCCUGCCAACUGUGUCUCCCUGUGAACAGCGAGGGAAGUAUUCCUGUCUGCUCCCAGAAACCAGACAUUGACAGAGGGGUCACAUCUCUCCUCUGUGUAGGAUCAGACAGGCUGACAGAGGGGUCACAUCUCUCCUCUGUGUACGAUCAGACAGGCUGACAGAGGGGUCACAUCUCUCCUCUGUGUAGGAUCAGACAGGCUGAUAGGGGGGUCACAUCUCUCCUCUGUGUAGGAUCAGACAAGCUGACAGAGUUGUCACAUCUCUCUGUGUAGGAUCAGACAGGCUGAUAGGGGGGUCACAUCUCUCCUCUAUGUAGGAUCAGACAGGCUGAUAGGGGGGUCACAUCUCUCCUCUGUGUAGGAUCAGACAGGCUGAUAGGGGGGUCACAUCUCUCCUCUAUGUAGGAUCAGACAGGCUGACAGAGGGGUCACAUCUCUAUUCUGUGUAGGAUCAGACAGGCUGAUAGGGGGGUCACAUCUCUCCUCUGUGUAGGAUCAGACAGGCUGAUAGGGGGGUCACAUCUCUCCUCUAUGUAGGAUCAGACAGGCUGAUAGGGGGGUCACAUCUCUCCUCUGUGUAGGAUCAGACAGGCUGAUGGGGGGUCACAUCUCUCCUCUAUGUAGGAUCAGACAGGCUGACAGAGGGGUCACAUCUCUCCUCUGUGUAGGAUCAGACAGGCUGAUAGGGGGGUCAGAUCUCUCCUCUAUGUAGGAUCAGACAGGCUGAUAGGGGGGUCACAUCUCUCCUCUGUGUAGGAUCAGACAGGCUGAUAGGGGGGUCACAUCUCUCCUCUAUGUAGGAUCAGACAGGCUGACAGAGGGGUCACAUCUCUAUUCUGUGUAGGAUCAGACAGGCCGAUAGGGGGGUCACAUCUCUCCUCUGUGUAGGAUCAGACAGGCUGAUAGGGGGGUCACAUCUCUCCUCUAUGUAGGAUCAGACAGGCUGAUAGGGGGGUCACAUCUCUCCUCUGUGUAGGAUCAGACAGGCUGAUGGGGGGUCACAUCUCUCCUCUAUGUAGGAUCAGACAGGCUGACAGAGGGGUCACAUCUCUCCUCUGUGUAGGAUCAGACAGGCUGAUAGGGGGGUCAGAUCUCUCCUCUAUGUAGGAUCAGACAGGCUGACAGAGGGGUCACAUCUCUGCUCUGUGUAGGAUCAGGCAGGCUGACAGAGUUGCCACAUCUCUCCUCUAUGUAGGAUCAGACAGGCUGACAGAUUAUAUUAUGACAGAUUGUAUUAUGUGUACAGUAUUGUGUGUACAGUAAGUUUGUACAGUAUGUGUAUUGGCAUGUGUGUGUUGCAGCAGUAAACCUGGGACAUCGAAUGGACUUGAUAAGCUGAGUCGUUUGGAACAGAUGGAGCAAGAGGAGUCACUGGACAGAGAGGACCCCAGAGAAUACUGCCAUGGGGGGUACCACCCUGUUCACAUUGGAGACACCUUCAACAGGAGAUACCAGGUUGUGUCUAAGUUGGGCUGGGGAUACUUCGCCACUGUUUGGCUCUGCUUGGACCUCAGGUUGGGCAGGCGAGUGGCCGUGAAGGUUUUGAAGAGUGGAGAAGGAUUCACACAGGCUGGGCAAGAUGAAUUGACUCUGCUACGUUGUGCCAGUGGUCCCACGGCUCGUCACCCCCACAGCCGGAGAAUAGUCCAACUGCUGGAUGAGUUUAAGAUAGCUGGGAUCAACGGAGUCCAUGUAUGCUUAGUGCUGGAGCUGUUAGGACCAGACCUCUGCUGUUGGCAGGUCUGUUUUGGGAACCCAGGACUAUCGCUUUCUUGGGUCAAACAGGUCAUUGCUCAGGUUCUUCAGGCGUUGGACUACCUGCACACUCAAUGUAAAAUCAUCCACACAGACAUCAAGCCUGAAAAUAUACUGCUUUGUUUGGAGGAGCAGAACCCAAAACCGACAGCAGGGGGCAGUGCAUGUCCUCCAUUCCCUGGGAAAGAUGCCAAGUCGAUGAGUAGAGCAGAGAAGGACCUGGUGACUCCCUUCAGUCUGAAGGAGGUCACAGUAAAGAUUGCUGACCUGGGAAGCUCCUGUUGGGUGUACAAACAUUUCUGUGAGGAGAUCCAGACCUGUCAGUACCGCUCACUAGAGGUUCUACUGGGCUCUGACUACGGCCCACCAGCAGACAUCUGGAGUGUAGCCUGCUUGGCGUUUGAGUUGGUCACUGGAGAUUCGUUGUUUGAGCCCAAAGCUGGGAAGACCUUUUCCUUAGAGGAAGACCACAUCGCUCAUAUAAUUGAACUCCUUGGCAAAAUCCCAGCAGCAGUAGCCUUGUCUGGGAAAUAUUCAGUGGAGUACUUCAAUCGCAGAGGUGAAAUGAAUCGUAUCGGGGUGCUGCGAUACUGGGGUCUGUAUGAGGUGCUGGUGGAGAAAUACCACUUCCUGCUGAAGGAGGCCUCUCUGUUCUCUGACUUUCUGUUGUGCAUGUUGGACUUCAUGCCUGAGAGGAGGGCCAAUGCUGCCCAGUGUCUCCUGCACCCUUGGCUUAGCUCCUGAGCCCUGGCCUUGGAGACCUGAUAGCCAAGCCCAUGGGGACCCCCGGAGCCAACUUGAUAAGAAGUUAGGAGAUACAUGUGUUAUGUUAGUGGAUCUGCAGAAACAAACCGAAUAGUGCUCAGUCGCUGAGACUAGGGGAGGAUAUACGUAGUCGUAGUAGGCCCCAUGCCAGUUCUCUGUGAAAAUUAAUAUUUGAUAAACUCCUGGUUAAUCCAGCCACAGUGUCUGAUUUAAAAAGGCUUUACAGCUAAAGCAUAUCUUGCGAUUAUGUUUGGUCAGUGCAAAGUCACAAAAAAACAUACAGCCAUUUUCCAAAGAAGGAGAGGUGUCACAAAACUCAGAAAUAGCGUUAUAAAUAUUCACUUACCUUUGAUGAUCUUCAUCGGAAUGCACUCCCAGGAAUCCCUGUUCCACAAUAAAUGUUUGUUUUGUUCGAUAAAGUCCAUAAUUUAUGUCCAAAUAACUCCUUUUUCCCCGCGCGUUUAGCCCAGUAAUCCAAAUGCUCAACGCGCGAUCACUUAGUUGGACGAAAAGUCAAAAAAGAUAUAUUACAGUUCGUUGAAACAUGUCAAACGAUGUAUAGAAUCAAUCUUUAGGAUGUUUUUAUCAUAAAUCUUCAAUAAUGUUUCAACCGGACAAUUCAUUUGUCUUUAGAAAUGAAAAGGAACUCAGCUAACUCUCAUGGCCGCGCGCCAGACUGAGCUCAUGGCAUUCUGCCAGACACCUGACUGACUCAAACAGCUCUUAAUCUCUCCCCCUUAACUUCUUGCGACUAUAGGGGGUGCUGUUUCAAAUUAGCAUAAUUGUCUCUACAGAUGAAACGGCUUCCUACUCAAUUCUUGAUUGUACAAUAUGCAUAUUACCACUAUUAUUGGAUAGAAAACACUCUAGUUUCUAUAGCCGUUGGAAUUUUGUCUCUGAGUGGAACAGAACUCAUUCUACAGCAAUUUCCCUGACAUGGAGUCAGAUUUCACACAUUUUGGCCCCUGAUCUGGAGUCAGUUUAAAGGCCACUGUGAACGCUAUGAGGAUACGGACACUGCUUACGUCUUCCCCUGGAUGCCUUUACGUGAUGACGCUUUGAAUGGUAUCGAUUGCGCAAUCACAGCCACUAUAAAAGAAAAAAACCUGUAGGUAGGAACUCUUUUACAGCUGCGCCGGACGCGCGGUGGACACCGCCCUGCUCUUUUUCCAAGCAUUAGUGUAGCCAGUAAUAUUUCUCCGGUCAUGUUUUCACCCGUUAUAGGUGUUAACAGCAUCAUAAGGUAGUUAAUUUGAACCGUUGUAUAGCAAUUUAUAUUCUUUUAGUGCGAUUUUGAGGCAUUGCUUUGUUGUGCACUUUGACGCGCUGGGCACAUUUCGGGCUCCCGGUCGUACGUUAGUGGGCAUUUCGAUGGACAAGUGGACAUCUUUCGACCAAAAGAAGAUUAAACCCAAGAAAGGAUUCUUUGCCCAAGAUUCUGAUGGAAGAACAGCUCACAGUAAGAACAAUUUAUGAUGAUAAAUCGUGUUUCUGUCGAAAAAUGUUAAAGCUUACGCCGCCAUCUUGUUUUCUAUAGCUUCGCUUGGCGCAACCUGUAUUGAAAAGUAAGGAUAAUUUAAAAAAUGUAAAUCAGCGAUUGCAUUAAGAACUAAUUUGUCUUUCGAUUCCUGUCAACCCUGUAUUUUUUAGUCAAGUAUAUGAUUAGCUAUUGAUUAAACUAGAUCACACAAAGAUGGCGACCUACAUUUCCAGGCUUGUUUUGCUACUAUUUUCAUUGUAUAACCACGUUUUUUUAUGGCUAAAUAUGCACAUUUUCGAACAAACUGUAUAUGUAUGUUGUAAUAUGAUGUUACAGGAGUGUCAUCUGAAGAAUUCUGAGAAGGUUAGUGAAAAAAUUAAUAUAUUUUGCCGAUGAUAUGAUAUCGCUCUCUUUGGCUAGAAUCAGUGCUCGGGUAACGUUUGCGUAUGUGGUAUGCUAAUAUAACGAUUUAUUGUGUUUUCGCCGUAAAACACUUACAAAAUCUGAAAUGUUGUCUGAAUUCACAAGAUCUGUGUCUGUCCAUUGCUAUGUGCUGUGUAUUUUUAAGAAAUGUUUUAUGAUGAGUAAAUUGGUAAUACAGGUUGCUGUCUGUAGUAAUUCUAGGAGCUUUGGUGAGAUUUGUGAUGCUGGCUGCAAUGGCAAACUAUGAUUUAUACCUGAAAUAUGCACAUUUUUCUAACAAAACCUAUCCUAUACCAUAAAUAUGUUAUCAGACUGUCAUCUGAUGAGGUUUUUUCUUGGUUAGUGGCUAUCAAUAUCUUAGUUUAGCCGAAUUGGUGAUAGCUACUGGUGUUGAGAAAAAAUGGUGGACAAAGAAAAAGUGUGUCUUUUGCUAACAUGGUUAGCUAAUAGAUUUACAUAUUUUGUCUUCCCUGUAAAACAUUUUAAAAAUCUGAAAUGGUGACUUUAUUCACAAGAUCUGUAUCUUUCAUUAGGUGUCUUGGACUUGUGAUUUAAUGAUAUUUAGAUGCUACUAUUUAAUUGUGACGCUAUGCUAGCGAUGCUAAUCAGUGUGGGGGGGGGUGGGGGGUGCUCCCGGAUCCGGGGUAGAUACUCGUGAAAGGUUAACAGCAGAAGCCUGAAACAAGGUUAUGGAGACUGUUGACAUCUAGUGGAAGCCUUAGGAAGUGCAAUAUGACCCCAUAGACACUGUAUAUUGGAUAGGCAAUGACUUGAAAAACUACAAACCUCCCACUUCCUGGUUGGAUUUUUUCUCAGGUUUUUACCUGCCAUAUGAGUUCUGUUAUACUCACAGACAUCAUUCAAACAGUUUUAGAAACUUCAGUGUUUUCUAUCCAAAUCUACUAAUUAUAUGCAUAUUCUAGCUUCUGGGCAUGAGUAGCAAGCAGUUUACUCUGGGCACCUUAUUCAUCCAAGCUACUCAAUACUGCCCCCCAGUCCCAAAGAAGUUUUAAGUAAGGCUACAUGUAUCUCUUCUUAUAAAUGUAUGGAACAUUUGAUUAUCUGUAAAGGAGUGGAGACUGGUGGGAGGAGCUAUAGGAGGACUGGCUCAUUGUAAUGGCUGGAAUGGAAUAAUUGGAACAGUUUCAAACAGAUCAUACAUAUGGAAACCACAUGUUUGACUGCUCCAUUAAUUCCAUUCCAGCCAUUCCAGCCAUUACAAUGAGCCCAUCCUCCUAUAGCUCCUCCCACCAGUCUCCAAUGCUGUAAAGCAUAAUGAAUGUACGACGUAAAAUAUCAUUUAAGUUUUGUAUAAUUUGCUUAAAUGUAAAGCUAGUGCUCAGCCUUUCCACAGCUGUGCUGGACAG
Molecule: messenger RNA, 6125 nt
Organism: Salvelinus fontinalis (brook trout)
Lineage: Eukaryota; Metazoa; Chordata; Actinopteri; Salmoniformes; Salmonidae
Product: SRSF protein kinase 3-like
Exons: 11
Coding region: 1689-2834 (381 amino acids)
Biological process (GO): spliceosomal complex assembly; protein phosphorylation; regulation of mRNA processing
Molecular function (GO): protein kinase activity; ATP binding
Source: RefSeq, a predicted model, not a curated record